GGCGAGAGCGCAGGCCCGGGGCGCCGGGUCGAGGCUGCGCUCCGGGAGGCCGCCAUGAAGCGGGAUGUGCGUAUCCUGCUGCUGGGCGAGGCCCAGGUGGGGAAGACGUCGUUGAUCCUGUCGCUGGUGGGCGAGGAGUUCCCGGCGGAGGUUCCUCCCCGGGCCGAAGAGAUCACCAUUCCCGCAGACGUGACCCCGGAGAGGGUGCCCACCCACAUCGUGGACUACUCAGGUAGGCCGCCCGCCGCCCGGGGCUCCCGGGCCCCUCCGCCGGGCGCGGCUGCAGCGGGGUCUCCUCCCUCCAGAAGCCGAGCAGACGGCGGAGGAGCUCCGGGACGAGAUUCACAAGGUAGCGUGCGUCCGAGGGCCCCGGGGCGGGCCGACGGCCCGAUGGGCGUCGUUCUCCCGGGGAUUGGGUUAGGGUGCUCAGGGCGCCCUCCACCUCCGUGCUCCUGCCGUGAGCCCAGCACUGGGAGUUGUUGGGGCCGGCUCGCCACGCCCAGCGCUGCCUGCCCCGGAGGGCCCUGGGGAACGACUUCGGCGUCCUUCAGAGUCACCCUUCACGGAUCCCUGUGUUCUGGCCGCCUGACCCCCCCCCCCACAGCGUCCAGUCCACCCUUCUGGACCUCUGGGCCCCCUGGAUGUCGUAAUGGAGGCUGCGGGCCGCACAGCCACCAGUCUGUGCUGCGGGGCCCCUGUGCCCAGGCUGAGCACAGAGGAAGCUGCCUGUGGCCCCGCCUGAUCUCCCCAAGGCCUCUGUCAACUUGGGCACCACUGUGCAAGGAGCCCGCAGCUGCCCAGGGGCAGCCCUCUGCCAUUUUGACCCUCGUGCUGCAGUUCCCACCAUCUCUCUGCUGCAGUGACGCGGGAGUGGAAAGUGGAGGCGAAUGUGGUAUGUGUGGUAUACGACAUGUCUGAGGAGGCCACCAUCGAGAAGAUCCGCACCAAAUGGAUCCCGCUGGUGAAUGGGGGCACUGACAAAGAGCCCAGGGUCCCCAUCAUCCUGGUGGGCAACAAGUCAGACCUGCGGCCAGGGAGCUCCAUGGAGGCCGUGCUGCCCAUCAUGAGCCAGUUCCCUGAGAUCGAGACCUGUGUGGAGUGCUCAGCCAAGAACCUGAGGAACAUCUCAGAGCUGUUCUACUAUGCACAGAAGGCCGUCCUGCAUCCCACAGCCCCGCUCUAUGACCCUGAAGCUAAGCAGCUGAGGCCCGCGUGCACCCAGGCCCUCACACGCAUCUUCAGGCUCUUGGACCAGGACCAGGACCAGGUGCUCAGCGACGAUGAGCUCAACGCUUUCCAGAAGUCCUGCUUUGGGCACCCCCUGGCUCCUCAAGCCCUGGAGGAUGUGAAGGCAGUGGUGUGCAAGAAUGUGGUGGGAGGUGUGCAGGACGACCGGCUCACCCUCGACGGCUUCCUCUUCUUGAACACACUCUUCAUCCAGCGCGGCCGCCACGAGACCACGUGGACCAUCCUGCGGCGCUUUGGCUACGGUGACACGCUCGAACUGACUGGCGACUACCUCUUCCCACCGCUCCAUGUGCCCCCCGGCUGCAGCACUGAGCUCAACCACUUUGGCUACCAGUUUGUGCAGAGGGUGUUUGAGAAGCAUGACCAGGACCGUGAUGGCGCCCUCUCGCCUGCAGAACUGCAGAAUCUCUUCAGUGUGUUCCCCACCGCUCCUUGGGGUCCCCAGCUCCCUCGUGAGGUCCGUACAGAGGCUGACCGGCUGUCCUUGCACGGGUACCUCUGCCAGUGGACCCUGGUGACCUACCUGGACGUCCGGCGCUCCCUUGAGCACCUCGGCCACCUGGGCUACUCCACCCUCUGUGAGCAGGCUUCCCAGGCCCACGCAGUCACAGUGACGCGGGAGAAGCAGCUGGACCAGGAGAAGGGGCAGACGCAGAGGAAUGUCCUCCUGUGCAAGGUGGUGGGGGCCCGUGGAGUGGGCAAGUCCACCUUCCUGCAGGCCUUCCUUGGCCGUGGCCUGGGGCACCAGGACAGCAGGGACCCCCCCGAGGAGCCCAUCACCCAUGCCAUCGACACACUGCAAGUCAAUGGGCAGGAGAAGUACCUAAUACUGUGUGAGGUGAGUGCAGACAGCCUGCUGGCCAAUGCGCUUAGCGCCGCCUGUGAUGUCGCCUGCCUGAUGUUCGACCACAGCAACCCAGGGUCCUUCGAGCUCUGCGCCAGCGUCUACAAGCAACACUACAUGGACGGGCAAACCCCCUGCCUCUUCGUCGCCUCCAAGGCAGACCUGCCUGAGGGUGCCCUGCUGCCGGGAUUGUCCCCAGCCGAGUUCUGCCGCCGACACCGGCUGCCCGCCCCUACCCCGCUCUCUUGCACUGGCCCUGCUGCGCCUCGCACUGCUGUCUUCACCCAGCUCGCCACCAUGGCCACCUUCCCCCACCUGGUCCGUGGGGAGCAGCCCGCCACCUCCUGGCUUCAGGUGACACUAGGCGCUGUCGGGGCCGCUGUUGCUGUAGUCCUCGGCUUCUCACUCUACAGGGUCCUGGUGAAGAGCCGAUGAGGCCCCGGGACCUGCAGUCUGCUCUCAGCCCCCAGGGUGGCCAGUGGGUAUGAUGGGGUCAGGGGCAGAUGGGGGAGACAAGAAGUGGCUGGACCUUGCGCAGCCCCCCAUCACCGCCACCACACUUGGAAUCGGGUUCAGGGCUGCACCCCUCAUGGGGAACAUGAGGCUGCAUUUCCUGAUUAAACUUCACUUGUGUCUUGUCUA
Molecule: messenger RNA, 2734 nt
Organism: Manis javanica (Malayan pangolin)
Lineage: Eukaryota; Metazoa; Chordata; Mammalia; Pholidota; Manidae
Source: RefSeq, a predicted model, not a curated record